AUCGACAAAUCCCUCUUCUCACCAGCGUCAUCCAGCGAAACAACAACCACCCAUUGCCGUCGCCAUGUUCCUCCAACGAUCCGCCAUCACCGCCGCCCGCCGCGUGGCCGUCGCCCCCCUGGCGAAGCGCGCCUUCACGACGUCCUUCAUCCAGCGUGACGCCGUCAAGUCUGCCUCUGCCGCCGCCGAGGUCAGGGCCGUCAACCCUUCCAAGACGUUCUCUCAGGUGAAGACUGAGGAUGACCUCAUUGGCCCCGGUGCCCAGGCCGGCUCCAUCCCCACCGAUCUCGAGCAGUCCACUGGUCUCGAGCGUCUCGAGAUUCUCGGAAAGAUGGAGGGUGUCGACAUCUUCGACAUGCGCCCUCUCGACGCCUCGCGCACCGGCACCAUGGAGAACCCCAUUAACGUCCGCUCCGCUGGUGACGAGCAGUACCUCGGCUGCACCGGCUCUCCCGCCGACUCCCACGUCGUCAAGUGGCUGACGAUCUCUCGCGAGCGCCCCAUCGAGCGUUGCCCCGAGUGCGGCAGCGUCUACAACAUGGAGUACGUCGGUCCCCAGGACGAUGGCCACCACCACGACCACCACCACGGCCACGAGGAUGUCAAGACCUUUGCCGACUUCAUCAAGCCCGAGUACCGCUACCUUUAGUGGGCCAAAUGGAGAGGCGUUGAAUUUGGUUCACUUGGAGCGAGCAAGCAGGGACGAUGUGUUGUCGGGGUCGGGUCAGGUAUGGCGCGCGGUGCAGCGGGGAGACGGGGUGGGUGCUCUCGGGGAUGAAGUGAGCACGCUCAGCCUUUGUGUGUAGAAUACCUCGACGGGCCGCUGUAUAGAAAUUCUUUUUUGUUC
Verticillium alfalfae VaMs.102 is the source of this 847-nucleotide messenger RNA. Its product is annotated as cytochrome c oxidase polypeptide IV. The transcript is spliced from 5 exons. Gene Ontology annotation, biological process: mitochondrial electron transport, cytochrome c to oxygen. Bases 65 to 649 code for a protein of 194 amino acids. NCBI's taxonomy places the organism in Eukaryota, Fungi, Ascomycota, Sordariomycetes, Glomerellales, Plectosphaerellaceae. Gene Ontology annotation, cellular component: mitochondrial envelope. The record is from RefSeq and is a predicted model, not a curated record.